Messenger RNA from Morone saxatilis (striped sea-bass), 1754 nucleotides. RefSeq names its product gamma-aminobutyric acid receptor subunit rho-2-like. The record is from RefSeq and is a predicted model, not a curated record. Gene Ontology annotation, biological process: nervous system process; regulation of membrane potential; chemical synaptic transmission. Gene Ontology annotation, molecular function: GABA-A receptor activity; extracellular ligand-gated monoatomic ion channel activity; neurotransmitter receptor activity. Lineage: Eukaryota; Metazoa; Chordata; Actinopteri; Moronidae. Gene Ontology annotation, cellular component: GABA-A receptor complex; membrane; synapse.
GAGCAUGACUUUACCAUGAGGCCCGCCUUCGCAGGUCCGGCUGUGCCUGUUGGAGUUGAUGUUCAGGUGGAGAGCUUGGACAGUAUAUCAGAGGUAGACAUGGACUUCACCAUGACCCUGUAUCUAAGGCACUACUGGAAGGACGAGAGGCUGGCUUUCCCAAGCUCCACCAACAAGAGCAUGACCUUUGAUGGCCGCCUGGUGAAGAAAAUCUGGGUCCCUGAUGUGUUCUUUGUCCACUCCAAGAGGUCUUUCAUCCAUGACACCACUACUGACAACAUCAUGUUGCGGGUCUUCCCAGAUGGUCACGUCCUGUACAGCCUGAGGGUUACAGUCACUGCUGCGUGCAACAUGGAUUUCAGUCGUUUCCCUUUGGACUCGCAGACUUGCACGCUGGAGCUGGAGAGCUACGCUUACACGGAUGAAGACCUGAUGCUGUACUGGAAAAGCGGUGAUGAGUCGCUGAGCACUGAUGACAGGAUUUCUCUGUCUCAGUUCCUCAUCCAGAAGUUUCACACUACCUCCAGACUGGCUUUCUACAGCAGCACAGGUAGACAAAUGCUGAGUGGAGUUUGGCAUAGAUAUUAUACACUUUCACUCCUGCGGCGGCACAUCUUCUUCUUCCUGGGCGGGCCACAGACGCAGACCUACUUCCCCGCCACUCUCAUGGUCAUGCUGUCCUGGGUGUCCUUCUGGAUCGACCGCAGGGCCGUACCUGCCAGAGUCUCAUUAGGUAUAACCACAGUGCUCACCAUGUCCACCAUCAUCACCGGAGUCAACGCCUCCAUGCCCAGGGUCUCCUACAUUAAAGCUGUGGACAUUUACCUCUGGGUCAGUUUCGUCUUUGUCUUCCUCUCCGUGCUUGAGUACGCUGCCGUCAACUACCUGACAACAGUGAGGGAUGGUAAAGACCGCAAGCUCAGAGAAAAGGUCAGGGAACAGUCCCAGACACUCCCCUGCACCUGUGGCAUGUCCCACGCCAGGACCAUGAUGCUGGAUGGUACAUACAGCGAGGCAGAUGCCAACAGCUUGGCAGGGUACACGAGGGCCUCUAUGGCGGCCGAGGAUGCGUCAGAGAAACAGGAGCGAAUGGUGGUGCACCUCUCCCUGGACAACGAGCCCACUGGGACCAAGAAAAAAGGCAUCCGUGGCUUCCGGAUCAUCCAAAACACCCACGCCAUCGACACCUACUCUCGCAUGAUCUUCCCCGGCGCCUACAUCCUGUUUAACCUGAUCUACUGGUGUGUGUACUGCUGAACUGUAGCAGUAAAAGAAAGAACUGCAAAACCUUUUGAUUGACCUUAGAAGAGAGAUCGAGUUGUUUCCAUCUUGCAUGUUCAGGAGUAGCAGUGGGCAUCAGAAGCUUCAGUGGGCAAUCAGAAGCUUCUGGGUCUGAAUAUCUCCAAACACUGGACAGGACCUCUUAUACAGCUUCUCGCUCUUUUACAUAAUCAUAUCACAAGCUCAUAUGUACCCCGGUUAGACUGCAGCAACCUUGUGGGGCUGGUUGCACAAGUUUUGCUCUUAGACUAGUCUGUACAAAAAUAGAAGCAAACUAAUUUUAAGGCUAAAAUGUUACCCCAAGGCUAUGGCAAUGGUAUCCCUGUUGACUCUGCCCACACCAAAGCAGAGAUGACUGCCUACCAGAUACCAUGAUGUUUUAAAGCUUUUGUAGCCAAUUUCCUGUUUGUUUGCCAUUAACUGUUAACACCAUUAAGUUUUUUAUGCCCCUUUGUCUUUCCAUUAAAAAGAUG